Messenger RNA from Dissoconium aciculare CBS 342.82, 612 nucleotides. RefSeq lists its product as uncharacterized. The record is from RefSeq and is a predicted model, not a curated record. The coding region runs from base 1 to 612 and encodes 203 amino acids. The transcript has a single exon. NCBI's taxonomy places the organism in Eukaryota, Fungi, Ascomycota, Dothideomycetes, Mycosphaerellales, Dissoconiaceae.
AUGACAAAUUCACGCCCCAUCACCUUCGGGGCCACCAUCGUCACCAGCCAGCCCAAUGCCAACGCCAUCGCUCUUAAUUUACCAGAGCAACAUCUCGACUCACCGGUACUUACGCCAGUUCCCUCCAUAGACGGCUCCCGUGAUCUGGAAAGGGGUCCAUCCGCAGUAUCACCAUUCUACGAGCACCCGGCCGCAUCACAUGAGUUUGCUCCGUCGAGUCAGCAAUACCAGAGCCUCAAAUCAUCUGGCAGAAUCACCGAAAAAGAGCUGGAGAAUGGACAAGUCAGCCCCAUUUCGAGAGAUACCGAGGUCAACCCAUUCACGAGUCAGGUGAGCAUCGGCCAUAAUAAGGAGUGCAAGAUGUGGCCUUCGAAGCAGACGCUCUUGCAAACCCGAGCUGCCCAGAAACAACAACGUCGCGCGAACCGCACGUGUGCUCCAUUGCGUGACCGCUGGGUUGCAUUGACCAAACGACAACGUCUGAUGAUCAAGAUUGCUACGGCUCUACUCGUCGUCGGAAUUGCCGUAGCCAUCGGUGUUGGCAUCAGCCUCGCCGUGAACGGCACCUACUACCGCCCUGACGGAAGCACGACGCGUGUGGGACCAGCGUGA